Etheostoma cragini (Arkansas darter) is the source of this 866-nucleotide messenger RNA. RefSeq names its product erythroferrone-like. The record is from RefSeq and is a predicted model, not a curated record. Bases 337 to 795 code for a protein of 152 amino acids. Lineage: Eukaryota; Metazoa; Chordata; Actinopteri; Perciformes; Percidae. The transcript is spliced from 4 exons.
AGGAGAAAGAGGAGGAAAAAGAGGAGAAAGAGGAAAAAGAGGAGGAGAAAGAGGAGGAAGAGGAGAAAGAGACGAAAGAGGAGCAAGAGGAGAAAGAGGAGAAAGAGGAGAAAGACUAAAAAGAAGAGGAGAAAGAGGAGGAAGAGACGAAAGAGGAGAAAGAGGAGAAAGAGAAGAAGGAGGGAGAGGAGAGAGAGAACUUGUGUUUGAACCUUUCCUGAAGACGUUCCUCUAGUUGAAGAGGAGCAGACGUACUGCAAUGCAUGAUGGGAACUUCUAACGCGGACGCCUGACGCCCUGAUAGCCUCCCUGCACCCAGGAACAGAGACAGGCAGCAUGCGGGCCAGGUCGUCCCAGGGACGGAGGUCUCCGGCUGGGGCAGGAGGGCCGCUGCUGCUGCCUCUGCUCCUGGGUCUGAUGAUGAUGACCAUGACGAUGAAGGUGUUAGAGGCGGCGAGCGUCGAGGAGGCGGAGAGCGAGGAGAUCCUGGAGGAGCCCGAGGAGGCCGUCAGCACGGAGAUGCCGGAGCUGAUGUCCUCAGAAGUGUCCAGAGUGUCUCCUUUCAGCUCCUGGAUGAUCUUCAGAAGAAACUCUAACAAGGGGGACAACCGGAGAACCAAAGGAUCCAGGAAAAUCUCAAAGCAUGGUCUUCCAGGCCCUCCUGGCCCCCCGGGCCCCCAGGGGCCUCCGGGGCCCCCCGCCCCCCUCCUGCCCCAACAACAGCAGCUGAUCCAGGAUCUGCAGCUCAAACUGCGAGGUGAGAACUCCCUGACGCAGCAGCAGACCUUUCUCUGAUGCUAAGCUAGGCUAACAACGUCCUAAAUGCGUCUCUGUACCGGAGCGGCAAAGAUUCGUGAAUGAAUUAA